Messenger RNA from Mesoplodon densirostris (Blainville's beaked whale), 738 nucleotides. It is a transcript of the gene TSPAN19, whose product is annotated as tetraspanin 19. The transcript is spliced from 8 exons. Bases 1 to 738 code for a protein of 245 amino acids. Gene Ontology annotation, cellular component: membrane. Lineage: Eukaryota; Metazoa; Chordata; Mammalia; Artiodactyla; Ziphiidae. The record is from RefSeq and is a predicted model, not a curated record.
AUGUUAAGGAAAAACAAAACAUUAAUUUUUAAAUACUUUCUUAACCUCAUUAAUGGAGCUUUCUUGGCUCUUGGACUUUUACUCAUGGGAUUUGGUGCAUGGCUUUUAUUAGAUAGAAAUAAUUUUUUCACAGCUUUGGAUGAAAAUAAUCACUUGAUAGUAUAUAUUUUGAUUGGAACUGGUUCUGCUACUGUUCUUCUUGGUCUCUUCGGUUAUUUGGGAAUUCACAAUGAAAUCAGAUGGCUUCUAAUUCUGUAUGCAGCACUGUUAAUGUGGGUCUUUGGUGUUCAAGUUGUACUUUCAGCACUCAUCUUCACAAAGAAAGAGGAGGUUCACCAAAUAUGGCAUGAUAAAAUUGAUUCAGUCAUUUCUGAAUAUGGAUCUAAGGACUUGCCUGAAGACAUACCCAAGUGGACAAUUCUAAAUGCCUUGCAGAAAACAUUACAGUGUUGUGGCCAAAAAAAUUACACAGAUUGGAUGAAGAAUAAGAAUAAAGAAAAUUCAGAACAGGUGCCAUGUUCCUGCACAAAUUCUACAUUAAGAAAGUGGUUUUGUGAUGAGCCACUGAAUGCAACUUACCUAGAGGGUUGUGAAAAUAAAAUCAACACAUGGUAUCAUACUAAUGCUUUAACAUUAAUUGGAAUUAACUUUGGACUUUUGGCUUCAGAGGUUUUGCAAUUCUCAUUAACCGUUUCCUAUAUCAGACACAUCAAGAAUAGAAUAUAUGCAGAAAAGUGA